AAACGGCGUCUGCCCAAAAAAGUAGGAAACUCAGAAGUAAAAAAAAACCAAAAUCGCACCUCCAUGACCACCGUCUCCUCCGCUUUCGCCACCGUAGCGGAAGGCGCGAAGGUUGUCACACCGAGAUGGAAGAAGAAUGAAAGAAAUGGAAAGUUACGGGUGAUGUGUAGGUAUGGCGGUAGUAUAGUUUCACCUCCGCAGACGAAAUCGCCGCGUUAUGUAGGCGGAGAUACUCGAAUCGUCGCCAUUCCUUCUUCCGCGGAAACGAGCUUCGCUUCUCUUGUUAGCCACCUUACGGUUACGCUCAAAAUCUCUUAUCCUUUCAAAGUUAAAUAUCAGCUUCCUGAUCAGGAACUAGAUUCGCUUAUCUCCGUCGAGGCGGAUGAGGAUGUUCAGAUCAUGAUGGAAGAACACGGUUAUCUCUCCUCCGAGUCCUCGAUUCCCCAAUCGCGUAUCCGAUUGUUUCUUUUCCCAUUGAAAUCACAACAAUCGAAUGAAGCUGGUGCGAGUCAGGGAGAUUCGGAUCAGUGUAAAGUGGAGACCGAUAUCGAUUGGCUUGGAAUCGAAGAGUCUAAUAAGCCUAUUCGUGAAGAAUUGACUCAGCCGGUACUUCAGCACCCUAAGACGGAGAUGUGGUUCGUAGACGCUUUGAAGAGCGUGGAGAUGAUGCAGACUAGACGAACUAAUAGCGGAACUAGCGGAAGUGGAGAUGGUAACGGCGGGAUUUGUGGACAGGAGUCGAUGAUGCUAGAGACUAAUUCAUCCUUUGGCUCGACAUCAUCCUCGGUUUCGUCGAGCAAUUUACCUCCGAUAAAAAGCUCCGGCGAGGACAACAUAGCGAACUCGCAAGUCAAAUUUGCGCCAAUAGAAUCAGUGACAAGCAACGACAAUUCUGCAGUCACCCCAAUACCUUCCCACGAGCUACCAUCACACUCACAUGCUUUUGAGAACAAACCGUCUUCAAACUUGUAUGUGGCUGAGCUAAACAGACCAGUUCCAGUCCCAAUUUCCGGGUAUCCACCAUUUAUGAACCAAGCUCAACAACAACAUAUCCAAGUCAUUUACACUGGACAACCUUACAUUACCGGAAACUCACCUAUGACAUUGCCUGCCACAGCAUACCAUCACACAAACCACGUCUAUUAUCAGCGUCCGCCACAACCAUACCCAAUCUAUUACAUUCCAGUCGAGCAGUACAGUUCGAGGCACGUUCAAGCACUGCCUGUGAAACCGAGCACCGUUUUAAACUAUCACCAAGUUGAUUCCCCGGUGGUCCGCACCAGCAGCCCUCUAGCGCCAGAGUUUUCCUCACAGGUUUAUCCUCUAUCCAAACCCGUUGAUUCAUCGGUACAGACAUCAAGUGAAGCUACUCUUAAUACUACUUCAAGAGAUGCUUUCAUCUAUAAUACCGAUGUCGAUGACGACAACGAUAUAGCUCAUGCUCAAAUUUACAAAUCUCAGCCUCCAGCUCCCACAUUACCGUCUCAGUAUUAAACCAUUAUGGUAACCGAAGCUUUCAGUCAGGUACAGACACACUAUGCUUGAGAGAUCUAAGAAUCCCAUCCAUUCUCAUGUUGCUGCACUUUCAGGUAUUUGGCUUUACAAUUUUGUUUUGGUUCCCAUACAUAUUAUACAAUAUACAUGCUUCUGCUUUUCGUCUCUUUCAUUCAAGUGAUCCUUGUUUCACCUUCUUUACUCACUCUUGUUGUAAUAACACGAAGAAGUUUACGGUUUUUUCAUCUUUCUAGAAACAUUUUAUAAAGAAAUUUAUGAUAUUGGAGUACUAUUUUUGUUGUCCUUGUGAUUGGUGAGAAUUCAUUGAUGUCAUAAGAUGAACAUAUUUUGAUGAUUGUAUUGGUUAAUCUGCGGAAUAAUUAUGCUUAUCUUAUAUGUUUUACCAGCAAUCGCCCAAUUAGCAAAAAGACUAAACACUUUUGUAAGUUUAAAAUUUUCUUAUUUUUGCAAGGAAAAGUUGACUUUUCUCUC
This is a messenger RNA of Arabidopsis thaliana (thale cress), 1986 nucleotides long. RefSeq names its product Octicosapeptide/Phox/Bem1p family protein. The transcript has 2 exons. Bases 64 to 1494 code for a protein of 476 amino acids. Gene Ontology annotation, cellular component: endomembrane system; plasma membrane. The record is from RefSeq and is marked reviewed. Lineage: Eukaryota; Viridiplantae; Streptophyta; Magnoliopsida; Brassicales; Brassicaceae.